AUGGCUAGUGACUGGCCUUUGACGUUCUUGGUACUAUUCCUAUUUAUUGGUUUUGGGACUAAACAGCACACGCAGGGGGAGGCUAUCGCAGCAGCAAAGUACCUGGACUUGAGUGGAGCUCUAGCCUGGUUGGACGUGGAGUCAAACCACGACGUGCUCUAUGACCCUGCGGAGCAGCGAACCCACACGCGACAGCUGCAGCAGCAGCAGCAGCAGCACCCCCACAUCCUGACCCAGACCACCACCACCAGCACCUUUUUAGAGCGCCGCGCCCUGGAAAAGCGCUGUCGCGGCACCACGGGUGACUGGUGCGGCGGCUACGAGCUGCAGCAGCCAGUCCCCCUAAAGCCCGCACCCCGGGGCAGCCGGACCUGCCCGCGCAACUGCAGCGGUGUCGGGAACUGCAACCACGACACGGGGACAUGCGACUGCCCGGCAGGAUCCCAGGGUGAGGACUGCGGCACGGUGCUGCUGCGGCCUUGCACGACCCACUUCCGGCACGGCGGCAGUGAGCCCGCAGGGCACAUAGAUGACGAGGGCAGGGACCUGGGUCUGACGGACCCGGGCUACACAGAGUCCCGCUGCACAGGUAUUUGCGACCCCGUGACGGCCCGCUGCUUCUGCGACGGGACCUACCGCCGAGUGAACCCGCCCAAGGGCUCGCCCCCGGGUACCCCGGCACCGGUUCGCGGCAGGCCGCUGGGCAACCACGUUUGCCAGGUGAGUGACGACGGACGUGGCAACAAAUUGGAGUGGGGUCAGGUCCCCUGGGAGCAGAUCUACGGACCCAACGGCUGGUGCAACUCGAACAAACCAGACAUAAGGUGCGGCUGCUUGUUUGAUGGCUUCUCGGGUGAGCUAUGUGACGAGGUGACGGAGACCAUGUGCCCCAACCAGUGCUCGGGGCAUGGAGAGUGCGACUCGGGGUUUUGCAAAUGCCACGAUGGCUGGUACGGCACGGAUUGCGCGCGGAAGGUUUCGGGGCAGCCUCUGGAGCCAGGGUUACACGAUACUGGCAGUCGGCCCUGGCUCCGGGAUACCGUGAGGGUGCCGCCGGAGGCCGCUGCAGCUGUGGCCGGACUGGGCUCGACCGCCGCUGGUGGCGCUGGUGGUGGGGGCCCUGGGGCUGCUGGCCAGUCGGCGUCCAUCCAUACCCGGCGGCGGCCGCUGAUCUACGUGUACGACCUUCCUCCUGCCUACAACGCCCGCAUGCUGCAGUACCGCAACGACAAGGGGUUGUGCACCUGGCGCGGCUUCGGCAGCGGCAACCGUACGGAGAUAUUCGCAUGGACGUACGGACUGGAAGUACUGUUCCACGAAAUGCUGCUGCAAAGCGAGCACCGGACAUUCGACCCGGAGGCUGCUGACUACUUCUACGUGCCUGUGUACGGCAGUUGCUUUAUUUUCCCCCUCCACUGUUACGCGGAUGGUCCCUGGUGGCAUGUGCCCUCGGGCCCCCGUGUGAUGCACGUGACCAACAUGAUGCUGGAGGUACGGGACUGGAUACGAAAACACUUUCCAUAUUGGGAUAGGCGCGGAGGUCGUGAUCACAUCUGGCUGAUGACACACGACGAGGGGGCCUGCUACGCGCCGACAGAGAUCUACAACAGCUCCAUCUUUCUGACCCACUGGGGCCGUAUCGACAAGCACCACGCCAGCAACACCGCCUUCACACCGGACAACUACACGCAGGAGUACGUGCACCCGGAGCAACCCGGCGGCUGGCUGCACCUCAUCGACGGACACCCCUGCUACACGCCGGGGAAGGACCUGGUCGUCCCGGCUCUGAAGCUGCCCCACCACUUCCGGCAGAGCCCGCUGCUGUUCCACCCGCCCCGGCAGCGGGACAUCCUGCUGUACCUGCGGGGGGAUGUGGGGAAACACCGGCUGCCCAACUACAGCAGAGGCAUUCGUCAGCGGCUGUACCGGCUGUGGAGGGAUCAGCAGUGGCUCCAGGGCUACAACGUCAUGAUCGGUGACGGCAGUGACGUGCCCGGAGACUACUCGGAGCACCUGUCCAGGUCCAAAUUCUGUCUGGUAGUGCCAGGUGACGGCUGGUCGCCCCGUCUGGAGGACGCGGUGCUUCACGGCUGUGUGCCCGUGAUCAUCAUGGACGGGGUUCACGGGGUUUGGGAGGACCAGUUGGAGCUGGAGCGGUUCAGUAUCCGGGUGGGGGAGGACGAGCUGGAGGGGCUGCCGCAGCAGCUGGCCGUAGUCCCGCAGAGGGUGCUGGAGGACAUGCAGCGCAAGUUGAGGAAGGUGUGGCACAGGUACGCCUACGUCAGCCACCCGCUGCUGUCCGAGGAGAUGAAGGCGGUCCUCCAGAGCAACCUCGGUGUGUGGCGGGAGCAGCUGCAGCGGGUGGGCAAGCGGGAGGACGCCCUGGUGGCCCGCACGACCGCGCAGUUGGAGCAGCGGGCCGUGUUCCCCGCGCAGGAUGACGCCUUCCACACCGUCCUGCAGUGGCUCUACUGGCGGAUACCGCAAACACGCGCCUUUCGGUGA
Messenger RNA from Volvox carteri f. nagariensis, 2505 nucleotides. RefSeq names its product acetylglucosaminyltransferase (gene elg1). Bases 1 to 2505 code for a protein of 834 amino acids. The record is from RefSeq and is a predicted model, not a curated record. The transcript is spliced from 18 exons. Lineage: Eukaryota; Viridiplantae; Chlorophyta; Chlorophyceae; Chlamydomonadales; Volvocaceae. Gene Ontology annotation, molecular function: glycosyltransferase activity.